Molecule: messenger RNA, 1705 nt
Organism: Schistocerca serialis cubense
Lineage: Eukaryota; Metazoa; Arthropoda; Insecta; Orthoptera; Acrididae
Product: poly [ADP-ribose] polymerase tankyrase-1-like
Exons: 6
Coding region: 163-1617 (484 amino acids)
Molecular function (GO): protein binding
Source: RefSeq, a predicted model, not a curated record
CGGCAGACCAGUCCAUGACAAGAGGCGAGUCUCGCUGCCGACCACCACUGCACUGGCUGCCGCGGCGCCCGACGUGUCUGGUUGUUCAGCAGACUACAAGCUUGGUGAAGUUAUUCUGAGGGAAAAGUUCUUUACUUGGCUCGACACCUGAGACCUUCCGCCAUGUUCUGCAGAGGCUUUAGUUGGUUCGUCCGCAUUUUUGUGGCGGUAGUCGUAUCUACUGGCUGCAGUCACCCAGUUUCUGUUACAGAAUCCCUCACAGUGGGACGAGUUCAGGAGGCUGAGGAGGCCACGGCCGUGGAUCUGGGUGCCCUGCUGGACGCCGGGGACGGCGCUGUGGUGACUCUGCUGGCCGGGGACAAUACGCAGCUGGUGGCUCACAGGGCUGUCUUGGCCGCCAGGAGUCCCGUGUUUGCGGACAUGUUGCGUCACGUCACCUUAGAGGGCAGCAGCAGCCAGCUCGUACUCUCGGACACAGAGGGUCCUGUGCUGCGCCAGGUGCUGGCAUACCUCUACACCCUGCAGGUGCCCCAGCUGCCCAGCAUGGCCCCACAGCUGCUGGUCGCCGCCGACGUAUACGGCCUGUCGGUAUUGAAAGCGCACUGUGAGCAACAGGUGGUCGCCCAGCUGUCUGUCGAGACUGCGGCAGCUGCAGGUGUUAUCGCGAUUAGGCAUUCCGCUAACAGGCUGAAGCAGGCUGCCGUCGCCUUCAUAAAGGCGCACUUGCUCCAUGUGAUGGCGACGCAGGGCUGGGCUGAGGCUGUAGUUAACGACCCACAAACUGUUGUGGAGUUGGCUCACCUGAUUGCAGAGACACCAACAGACACCAGCAUGCCAAGCGCUGGAGAGAGCAGGACCGGCCCCUCCUCGCAGCCGCACAGUGGCCACAGCGACGACGGCCGGAGCUCAGCCACAGCUGAGCCCCCCACCUCUCCCCAGACGACUCCCCAGCCUGAUGAUGCUGCCGUCUCUCACCUGCGCACGCCAAGCGCUGGAGAGAGCAGGACCGGCCCCUCCUCGCAGCCACACAGUGGCCACAGCGACGACGGCCGGAGGCCAACCACAGCUGUGCCUCCCACCUCUCCCCAGACGACUCCCCAGCCUGAUGACGUCGCCAUCUCUCUCCUGCGGGAUCUUUCUGGAGAAGAGAAGGGCAAGAUGCUGAUUGCGGCAGCUAAGGAGGGGACAGUGAGCAAGGUGCGAACGUUGCUGACAGUGGGGGCGGACGUGGAGGCGAUGGACGAGAACCAGCAGAACUCACUGCACUGGGCAGCAGCCAGGGGACACUUGGAGGUGGCGAGGCGUCUGCUGGAGGAUGGAGCUGAUGUCAACGCCAGGGACCGCUGGCAGAACACGCCUCUGCAUCAGGCUGCAUGGAAAGGCCAUGCACCCGUGGUGCGGCUGCUGGCAGCAUCCUCUGCCGACCGAAACGCCAAGGAUUUCAGAGGGAACACGCCACUGCACGAUGCGGCACGGCGUGGCCACCCAGACGCGGCGACUGCACUAUUGGAGGCAGGGGCCGACAGAGAAGUCAGAAAUGACAAUGGGGACACGCCGCUGGACCUAGCCAAGCGGAACAACCACCAGAAGCUCGUAGACAUCCUAGGAUCAAGCUAAAUAUAGUGCAAACGACUCUGGAGUAAAAUAAAAAAGGCCUCCUAUGUGACCUUUGUUACUUAUAAAAUAAAUAGUACAGAAAAGUUUA